AUGUUCUUCAAAUUCCUCCUGAGCCUUUGGAUGGACACUUUGGCAUAUGUGCUCCAUCUGACACCAGCAGCCGAUGAGUUGAGCUUGAAGGCAGCUUCUACUAUUGCUUUUAUUCGGGCCUGCUCAAGAGGACUAAGACCAGGACGUCUCUCAAUUGCACAACGAGAUUCUCUCAACACUCGCAAAGCUGACGAAGAUUAUCUGACCGUCCGAUGCAAGCUGCCUGUUUCUUCAAAGAAUAAUCUCGCGUAUGUGAUUUCCCAAGCUUUCAAAUCACUUGGCGAUGGAAGCGAGACCUACGAGCAUCAAGGCUGCGAGGAUAUCUACGGCGACUGGGUUGGUCCAUGCAAGCGUUCAGCGGUGCCGGUGUCUUUGAACUCUGCGUCCGAGAGAGAGCAAUACAAUACUCUGAUGAGUGCGGUAACACGGAGCACUACGAUUCUGUACUUUCAGGGAGGACAAUUUUGGCGGAGAGGUCGAGGCGGUAUCAAGAUCCAAAACAAGCUUGCCCAUAAAGUAGGAGGCAGGACCUUUGGGCUGCUAUAUCGCCUGUCGCCUCAGAAUCCUUUCCCAGCCGCCUUGAUAGAUUGUCUUACAGCCUAUCUCUGUCUCCUAUACCCGACCUCCGAGCACCUCCACGAUCCGAUUGACGCUCGAGAUAUAUACCUUGCUGGAGACAGUGCGGGCGGGAACCUCGCCGUGGCUCUCUUGAAACUGAUUCUUGAGAUUCGCAAGCUGUGCCAGAAUGGAGAAGCAACCCUGUGGUGGAAUGGAGAAGAAACGAUAGUUCCUCUACCUGCCGGAGCUGCUGUGCUGUCGCCCUACUUGGACAUGACGCGAAGUUUCCCGAGCGAAGGGGCCAACCUGCGUUUCGACAUCAUACCAGCUCGCGGGCCUCCAUUUGCAAAUCAAGAUCGAUGCGACACAUGGCCAGCCAAACGACCUCGACACCACGUCUAUGCAAACGACGAUGCGCUUUUACACCCUCUGGUGUCUCCAGUGACUGUGCGAGACUGGACGGGAUGCCCUCCAGUCUGGAUAUGCGUUGGCGAAGAGUGCCUUGCCGAUGCCGGUCUCUUCAUGGCGCAGAAAAUGGCAUCGGCCAACGUCGUGGUGUUUGUUGAGCAGUUUUCCGCCAUGCCGCACAACUUUGCGCUGCUUUGCGAGUCGGAUUCGACAGCGCAGGCGAUACAGAGCUGGGCAGAAUUUAUUUGUGGCGUUAGGGAUGGCUCGCUGGGAAAGCCUGUGGUGGUGAAAUGGAGCCAUCAGCGAUCGCAGCUCGGGCGGCAGCCAUUGUCUCUGGAAAUGUGGCGAGGAAUGUCUAGAGAGACUGUGCUGAAGCAGAUGAAGGAAGAAAUGGUGAAAUGGGGUCCACCUUCUGCCUGA
Trichoderma gamsii is the source of this 1386-nucleotide messenger RNA. RefSeq names its product lipase/esterase. NCBI's taxonomy places the organism in Eukaryota, Fungi, Ascomycota, Sordariomycetes, Hypocreales, Hypocreaceae. The coding region runs from base 1 to 1386 and encodes 461 amino acids. The transcript is spliced from 2 exons. The record is from RefSeq and is a predicted model, not a curated record. Gene Ontology annotation, molecular function: hydrolase activity.